UGCACGCGGGGAUCUCGACCGAAUAAAUCUUAAGCACGUGGUUCCUCCUAGCCGAAAAAUCAACGGACCAUCAAGGAGCCCGCGUAAUUAUACGUCAAAUCGGGCGUAAGAGGUGCACGCCCGUGAAAAUUGGUCGAGCGGAAUCGUAGCGGGUCGCGUUUGACUUUACCCCGGCGCCUACUCGAUUUUGGAAACCUUACGUCGCGUUUUUGUUUUUGUUGUUUGGGACUUUUGUGAUUCGUUGUUGUUGUUUUUUUUUCGUUUUUCCGCACGCGGGCCGCCAUUUUAGUGGGACGAAUGCGUUUUACCUUCGCCGAUUUCGAAGUUGCAGGUUUUUCGUAAAAGUCCAUCCUGGGAGCCACAUCCGGACCCGUCCCGACUCCGGGCGGGUUUUCCCCAGUCAUUUCCGCAGCAAAAACGCUUUCCCUACGAGAGUCAUCUUGUGCAGAGUCUUUGUGGAAAAUGCCGCAUAAAGAGGAGGAUCUCAUGCACCACUCGAUGGGUCAGAACACCAUCUUCGGAUGUUCGACGGCCGGGCACAGCGGCAUUAACCAACUCGGAGGAGUCUACGUCAACGGAAGACCGUUGCCCGAUUCGACACGUCAGAAAAUAGUCGAGCUAGCACAUUCGGGAGCCAGGCCGUGCGAUAUCUCGCGCAUUCUGCAAGUUUCCAACGGCUGCGUGUCCAAGAUCCUCGGCAGGUAUUACGAGACCGGCUCUAUCAAACCAAGAGCUAUUGGCGGUUCCAAACCUAGAGUCGCCACGCAACCGGUGGUCCAGAAAAUCGCCGAAUUUAAAAGGGAAUGUCCGUCAAUAUUCGCGUGGGAAAUCAGGGACAGGCUGCUGUCAGAGGGCGUUUGCAAUAACGACAACAUACCCAGCGUUUCGUCCAUAAAUCGCGUGUUGCGAAAUUUGGCAUCGCAAAAAGAACAGCAGGCAACCGCGGCGCAAAAUGAAUCGGUUUACGACAAAUUGCGGAUGUUCAACGGGCAAGCCCCCGGGUGGGCCUGGUAUCCGGGCACCCCUACGGCGCCCCAUCUUGGACUGCCUCCAGCGCCCACGCUUGCGACGCAAAUUUCCAGAGACGAUUUGCAAAAGAGGGCCGAUUUGAUGCACGAAAACACGUCGGACGGUAAUUCCGAACACAAUUCAUCGGGCGACGAAGAUUCCCAGCUGAGACUGAGACUGAAACGAAAACUUCAAAGGAACCGGACCUCGUUUACCAACGAGCAAAUCGACAGCUUGGAAAAAGAAUUCGAACGGACGCACUAUCCAGAUGUUUUCGCCAGGGAACGAUUAGCGGAGAAAAUUGGAUUGCCUGAGGCACGUAUCCAGGUGUGGUUCAGCAAUCGGCGCGCAAAAUGGCGCCGCGAAGAAAAACUGCGGAAUCAAAGACGAGCAGUCGAUCAAGUGGGCGCUGUCAGUCCCCCGGCGCCGACAAGCCGCCUUUCCAUUAAUCCCGGAUUUAAUUCGAUGUAUUCUUCGAUCCCUCAACCGAUUGCCACGAUGGCCGACACCUACAGUCCGAUGGCGGGUGGAUUGACUUCGAGCUGUCUCCAACAAAGGGAGGCGGCGGCGGCCGCCAGUUACCCCUACAUGUUCCACGACCCCCUGCAUUCUUUGAGUUCCUCGUAUAACUCACGAGCGACGGCCUGUAACCCCGCAGUUGCACACACACAGCCAACCACGCAUUCAACGUACACCUCGGGGGGUUCCGCAUCGGCCACCCCCGUCUCGACUGGAACCGGGGUGAUAUCAGCGGGAGUUUCAGUCCCGGUCCAGAUCCCCAGUCAGACAGCCGACAUCGCGUCCAACUACUGGCCCCGAAUUCAGUGAUCGCAACUAUUCGGGUUUCCUACGCCGAGCCUGCUCGUGCACCAGGAUAACCCGGCUCUCCAGGCCGCUAUGGCUGCGGCUCCGAUCAUCCCAUCUAGUACGACACCACCCGAACCGGAAACCCAUUCGUAAUAACUCAUCAGGAGAGGUGGAUAAUCCGAACGAAAGAAAUCUUCAGAGAAGAGGUUGAACGUAAUAGACGAUCCAAACCAAAAAGGAGCGCAGGGUAAACCUAUGAUGUGUGUGAUUAGUUAUUGGCGAUAGAGUGGAAGUGUGUAGUGUGAGGGUGAUUUUCAGUGGUAGAAUUGUUUAUGGCGCCAAAUAUGUCCCCGCCCUCCAGGGUGUUCGUUAAUGAAUGAAAAAAAAAUUGAUUAAUCGGUAAUGUAUUUUUAACUUACAAACAACUGUCUGUAAAAAUAUUCUUAAGAACUUUGUUCUUUACUUUUUGAACUUCUCCUAAUUAAAACCGUGAUUAACAGAUGCAUCCAAAAAUUAGAAUUUUACUGACAACAGGUAUCCAAAAUUGAAUGAACAUUGGCAACCAACAAACAGAUCGCUGUAUAAGGUGAUUUUUUGCACAUGUUUUUUGCAAAUACCAGAAACAUUUUGAAUUUUUUGAGAGGAAAUUUUGAUAUUUUACUACCUAAAUAAGAAAUAGAAACUUAAAGGGGAGCAAAAUUAUGAGAGUGGACUGCUGCUAGAUCUGAUCAUUUUAUUAUAGACAAUUAUCUUGUGGAUGGAAAAUGAAAACAUAAAAUUUCGAUACCCAGUUGGUGUAUCCUGAAAAUUCAUUUUCCGAGUAGCGCUAUUCAUUAACACCGGGCAUAUCGGUCCAAGGCUAAGCAAUGAAAACAGAACAGUUCAUGCAAUAACGGAUCACCAGCUAUGUAAAUAUUGUACAUAAUUAAAUUCCGCGUAAAUAGCUGUACAUAGUUUAUUAUUAAUGAAGAAGAAAUUGCUCGUAUACGUUAGUGAAAAGCUGAUUACCAGGACGUUGAAAAUUUUUUUUAGGCAAACCGCAAUGGGUACUAAAAACUUUCUCGUAAAAUUGUGACAGUUACAUACACUUUCGGCCAACUUUGUUUUGGUUAGCUUCACGUAUUCCGGAAAUCAAUAUUCACCUCAGCGUACAUUUUAAAUAGCAAUAACACUACUUACAAUGUUUAAUUUUAGGUGCCGUAUUUAACAAACAGUUAAAUGUUUAACGAAUGAGUAUUCUGUGUUGUAACGCUGGAUUCAGCAAACGGUUUUACAGCGUUGUCGGGUGCGAAACUAUUCGUGCCACGCGACAACGCGGCAAAAAUGUAAGCUCUCGAUUUUUUCAUCGUCUCGCAGUAACCGAUUUCGAUAUUUAUUGCGUUUAGUAUUUAAUACAAUAUAUAUACUGUAAAAUACGAAUAAUUAAUUUAUAGUAUUGAUAAAUGUUGGUAAAUUAAUGUUGCUGUGAUUAUUUGAAAUAAUUAGGUAUACAGAAAUGCACUAAAUGUAGCACAUGUGUUGUGUAGAUGUGUAAAAUAGUUUGUGGAAUAAAACUUUAGCGAUAA
Cylas formicarius (sweet potato weevil) is the source of this 3380-nucleotide messenger RNA. RefSeq names its product paired box protein Pax-6 (gene toy). The record is from RefSeq and is a predicted model, not a curated record. The transcript is spliced from 10 exons. Gene Ontology annotation, molecular function: DNA-binding transcription factor activity, RNA polymerase II-specific; RNA polymerase II cis-regulatory region sequence-specific DNA binding. Gene Ontology annotation, biological process: anatomical structure development; regulation of transcription by RNA polymerase II. NCBI's taxonomy places the organism in Eukaryota, Metazoa, Arthropoda, Insecta, Coleoptera, Brentidae. The coding region runs from base 463 to 1836 and encodes 457 amino acids.